AUGCUGUACACCCGUACCGUCCUGGGCCUCCUGGCCCUAUUUCACGCUGCGGGCGUGCUUGCCAACACGCCUAUCCUUCCUCGUGACGACUCGCACGGACCCGAGCAGCCGGACACCGCGCCGAACCUGCCGGAAAUCCCCCAGGUGCCGUUCCUGGGCAACGACUCGAUGCCGUACAGCGCGCCGUUUUACCCUUCGCCCAACACCUCGACGCGCGGCUGGUGGAAGGAGGCCGUGGAGCGCGCGCGCAGCGAUGUCGACAAGCUCAAUGUGACGGACCUCGUGGCGCUCGUGACGGGCGUCGGCUACGGCAACGGCCGCUGUGUCGGCAACAUUGCCGCUGUGCCCAAGAUCGGCUUCGAGGGCCUGUGUCUGCAGGACUCGCCCGCGGGCCUCCGCCAGGUCGACCGCGCCACCGCAUUCCCAGACGGCAUGACGACCGCCGCGACCUUUUCCAAGGAGCUCUUUUACGAGCGCGGCGUCGCCAUGGCCCAGGAAUUCCGCACCAAGGGCGCGCAUGUGCAGCUCGGCCCUAUGAUCAACGUCGCACGCUCGCCGACGGCCGGACGCAACUGGGAGGGCUUUGGCGCCGAUCCGUACGUGAACGGCGAGGCGGCCUUCUAUACGACGCUCGGCAUGCAGUCGCAAGGCGUCCAGGCUACGCUGAAGCACUACCUCGCCAACGAGCAGGAGCAUUUCCGCAACACCGGCUCGUCGAACCUCGACGGCCGCACGGAGCGCGAGCUGUACCUGCACCCCUUUUUGCGUGGUAUCCAGGCAGGUGCCGUCUCGGUCAUGUGUGGCUACAAUCUCGUGAACAACUCGUGGGCGUGCCAGAACUCGGAGCUGCUCAAUGCGCGCCUCAAGACCGAGCUUGGGUUCCAGGGCUACGUCAUGACCGACUGGGGCGCGCACCGCUCGGGUGUCGCCUCGGCCAACGCCGGCCUCGACAUGUCGAUGCCGGGUGGCACGUCAUGCUGCGAGUUCAAUCUUACCUCGAGCUACUGGGGUCCGAACCUGACCGACGCGGUGACCAACAGCACGGUGGCCAAGACGCGUCUCGACGAUAUGGCGACGCGCGUCCUCGCCGCGUACUAUUUCCUGCACCAGGACAAGGAAUAUCCCAAGGUCAACUUUGACUUUAUCGACCACCUCAACCCCGCGACGAACGAGGCGGUGGAUGCGACGCAGGACCACGACACGAUCGCACGCACAGUCGGCGCCGCGGGCUCGGUCCUCCUCAAGAACGAGCGUAAUGCGCUGCCGCUGCACAAGCCGCGCAAGAUCGCCGUGAUCGGUGCCGACGCCGCGCCGAUGCUCCUCGGCCCGAACUACUACACGGACCGCAUCGGUCCCCCGUCGAGCAUUGUUGGCCAGGGCUGGGGCUCGGGCACGGUCGACUACAGCUACUUGAUCUCACCGUACGAGGCGCUCCAGCACCGCGCACGCAAGGACCGCACCGCGAUCAACUGGUCGCUGGAUGACUACGACCUGAAGAAUGCGCAGACGGUCGCCAACUACACGGACGCCGCGCUGGUCUUUGUCACGUCGCUUUCCGGCGAAGGCUACGGCACGGUGCCCCAGGCGCCGGACGGCAACAUGGGCGACCGCAACAACAUGACGCUCUGGAACGGCGGCGAGGAGCUCGUCAAGGCGGUCGCUGCGAUGCACAACAACACGAUCGUCGUCGUGCACUCGGUCGGCGCUGUGCUCAUCGAGGACUGGAUCGAGCACCCGAACAUUACUGCGGUCGUGUUUGCCCACCUCGGCGGCUCGGAGAGCGGCAACAGUAUCACGGACGUGCUCUACGGCGAGUACAACCCCGCCGGCCGCCUGCCGUACUCGAUCGCAAAGAAGCGCGAAGACUAUGGCGCAGAAGUCUUGUACAAUGACAAGGCGCCGCACCCCCAGGUCAACUAUACCGAAGGCCUGCUGAUCGACUACCGCCACAUUGACGCAAAGCGCAUCACGCCGCGCUUCGAGUUCGGGUUCGGCCUGUCCUACACCAACUUUAGCUACGCCGACCUGGACGUGGACCGCGUCGACGGCAAGCACGGUGGCACCUGGAACGGACGCUGGCACGGCAAGCGUGCGCCGGACGGCCUGCCGGACUGGCUCUUUGAGCCCAUGUACAACAUCUCCUACUCGGUCAAAAACACGGGCGAGCGCGACGGCCACGAAGUCCCGCAGCUGUACCUCGCCUUCCCGCCCUCGAGCGGCGAGCCCCCCCGUGUGCUCCGCGACUUUGAGCGCGUGUGGGUGCCCAAGGGCAAGACCGUCUCUCUCUCUCAUACGCUCAGCCACUACGACGUGUCAGUCUGGAACACGACCCAGCAGCAGUGGCUGCAGCCCGAGGGCCGCAUCGAGGUGCUUGUCGGCGCGUCGUCGCGCGACAUUCGCCUGAAUGCGACUCUCUACGAUCCAUAA
Malassezia japonica is the source of this 2427-nucleotide messenger RNA. RefSeq names its product beta-glucosidase. Gene Ontology annotation, biological process: glucan catabolic process. The record is from RefSeq and is a predicted model, not a curated record. Gene Ontology annotation, molecular function: beta-glucosidase activity. The coding region runs from base 1 to 2427 and encodes 808 amino acids. The transcript has a single exon. NCBI's taxonomy places the organism in Eukaryota, Fungi, Basidiomycota, Malasseziomycetes, Malasseziales, Malasseziaceae.